Messenger RNA from Silurus meridionalis, 400 nucleotides. Its product is annotated as regakine-1-like. Gene Ontology annotation, biological process: G protein-coupled receptor signaling pathway; cellular response to interleukin-1; inflammatory response. Gene Ontology annotation, molecular function: CCR chemokine receptor binding; chemokine activity. The transcript has 3 exons. The record is from RefSeq and is a predicted model, not a curated record. The coding region runs from base 83 to 364 and encodes 93 amino acids. Gene Ontology annotation, cellular component: extracellular region. NCBI's taxonomy places the organism in Eukaryota, Metazoa, Chordata, Actinopteri, Siluriformes, Siluridae.
AAGACUCAGGUAAAAAUUUGCAUUGUAACAUUAUACAAUACAUAUCUUCAUAACUUCUUCAUCCUCAACGCCAUCAGCGACCAUGAUCUCUCGUCCUGUUCUGAUACUUCUGCUGGUUUUUGGCUGCCUGCAGUACUACGCAAUGGGCAACACUGCAAAAGGACCAGAGGACUGCUGUUUCAAAUUCUUCCUGAAGCCGAUACCUGUGAGGGCCAUUCAAAAGUACGAGAAUACGAGCAACGACUGCCCGAAAAGUGGAGUCAUUUUCACUACCCAGAAUUCCAGUCGCAUCUGCGCGGACCCAGGAUUUAAGUGGGUGCAGCGGGCCAUUGAUUUAGUCGACCAGCGCAUGUAUGAUAACUAAACUAAACUCAGCCCUGCUGUUUAAACCCAUUUACCG